CAACGGGUCUGCAGGCAACGCUCUUCCGGGCGCCGAGGGCAGCGGCACUCCCGGCAGCGCCGGCUCAAAAACAUCGCUCCUAAACAAUCCCCAAUUGACCCAGUUGCGGGCCCAGAUCAUGGCGUACAAGCUCCUGGCACGCAACCAGCCCGUGCCGGACCACAUCAGCAUGGCUGUCCAUGGCACAGGCUCCUCCCAAGGCACCCCUCAGGGCUCGCCUCAGCCAGGACCACCGUACAUGCACAGGCCACCAGGAGCACCGUCGCCUUCCAUGCGGCCAUCCCCCCAGCCCGCACCACCCAUGAGUUCAGGGGGCCCCCCACAGCAGUAUGGGCCAAGUGGCAGCCAGGGCACCGGUGUGGGCGUACCGCCGGCCAUGGGUCCCCAGUACAAUCCCGUGGCACCCACUUCCGGGGCUGCCGUUCCUCCGGGAGUGCCGCCCCCUCCUCCGCACGGCCAGCCCCCUCACCCCAUGAUGGGAUCCCAAGGGGGUGGGGCACCGACUCCUCCACCCCAGGGGGCCGGUGCGGGGCCACCCGGGGGAGGGCUGCCCCUGCAGCAAGGUCCCCGUCCGGGAUGCCAGGCGCCGCCUCAAAAUGCAAGGGGUAGUCCUGGAACGGGACCACCAUCUUCGAUGCCUGCUAUGAUGCAGAUGCAGCAGCAGAAGCAGAACCGCCUCACGCCCGUGGCCAAGCCCCAGGGCGUCGACCCCAUUGAGAUUCUGAAGGAGAAGGAGAACCGGCUGACAAGCCGCAUUGCCCACCGCAUCGAGGAGCUCUCCAAGCUGCCGGCCAACCUGCCCGAGGACCUGCGCAUCAAGGCCAUGAUCGAGCUGCGUGCCCUGCGGCUGCUCAACUUCCAGCGGCAGCUGCGCGCCGAAGUGGUGCAGUGCAUGCGGCGCGACACCACCCUCGAGACCUCGCUCAACCCCAAGCUAUACAAGCGCACCAAGCGCCAGAGCCUGCGCGAGGCCCGCCUCACCGAGAAGCUUGAGAAGCAGCAGAAGCUGGAGCAGGAGCGCAAGCGGCGCCAGAAGCACCAGGAGUACCUGGCGGCCGUGCUGCAACAUGGCAAAGACUUCCGCGAGUUCCACCGCGGCGUCCAGGCCAAGGUAGCCAAGGUGAACAAGGCGGUGGCCACGUACCACGCCAACACGGAGCGCGAGCAGAAGAAGGAGCAGGAGCGCGUCGAAAAAGAGCGCAUGCGGCGGCUCAUGGCCGAGGACGAGGAAGGGUACCGCAAGCUCAUCGACCAGAAGAAGGACCGACGGCUUGCCUUUCUGCUCUCGCAGACAGACGAGUACAUCCACAACCUCACCGAGAUGGUGCGCCAGCACAAGGCCGAGCAGCGGCGGAAGCUGCGCGAGAAGAAGAAGAAAAAGAAGAAGAAGCAGCCGGGCCAGCAGGAGGGGGGCGCUGGAGGUGCGGCCGGUGGGGAAGGCGGCGCACCCGGGUCGUCCGACGCGCCCAUGGAUGCGAUGGUGGAUGAAAGCUCACAGCACAGUGACCUCAGGGUCAACGUCAUCGAAACAUCAACCGGCAAGGUCAUUGAAGGCAAGGAUGCUCCGCUGGCAAGCCAACUUGACGCAUGGCUUGAAAUGCACCCAGGAUUUGAAGUGGCGCCAAGAGAAGCCAGUGACGACGAAGAAGAGGGCGAGACCGAUGACUCCACUGAGUCUGAGGAUGAGGGUGACGACAACUCCCAGCAGCAACAGCAGCAGCAACAACCUGUCAGCACACCGGGCAAGGCGGAGCCGGAUGACCACGUCAAGAGCGUGAUUCAGGCCGCAGCUGCUGAGGACGACGAGUACAAGGCGGGCGGCUACCAGAACUACUACAACAUAGCGCACGCCAUUCGGGAGGAGGUCCGCGAGCAGGCCUCGCUCAUGGUCAACGGGGUGCUGAAGGAGUACCAGGUCAAGGGGCUGGAGUGGCUCGUCUCCCUCUACAACAACAACCUCAACGGCAUUUUGGCCGACGAGAUGGGUCUCGGCAAGACCAUUCAGACAAUUGCUGUCAUCACAUACCUGAUGGAGAAGAAGCGUAUCAACGGACCGUAUCUCAUCAUUGUGCCACUUUCGACGCUGUCCAACUGGAUGCUGGAGUUUGACCGGUGGGCCCCGUCGGUGGUCAAGGUGGCGUACAAGGGUUCGCCCAACCUGCGGCGCCAGCUGUCUCAGCAGCUGCGCAGCAGCAAGUUCAACGUGCUCAUCACCACCUACGAGUACGUCAUCAAGGACAAGGCGGUGCUGGCCAAGAUCCGCUGGAAGUACAUGAUCAUUGACGAGGGUCACCGCAUGAAGAAUCACCACUGCAAGUUGACUCAGAUCCUCAACACGCACUACAGCGCUCCGCACCGCCUGUUGCUGACGGGCACACCGUUGCAGAACAAGCUGCCUGAACUAUGGGCUCUGCUGAACUUCCUUUUGCCGAGCAUCUUCAAGAGUUGCAACACAUUCGAACAGUGGUUCAACGCUCCGUUUGCGACGACUGGUGAAAAGGUUGAACUAAACGAGGAAGAGACGAUCCUGAUUAUUCGGCGUCUCCACAAAGUCCUGCGACCGUUCCUGCUGCGGCGACUCAAGAAAGAGGUCGAGUCGCAACUUCCCGAAAAGGUGGAAUACGUCGUGAAGUGCGACAUGUCAGCACUGCAGAGACUCCUGUACAGACACAUGCAAACGAAGGGCGUACUUCUUACAGAUGGAUCUGAAAAGGACAAGAAGGGCAAGGGCGGCACCAAGACGCUGAUGAACACCAUCAUGCAGCUGCGCAAGAUCUGCAACCACCCAUUCAUGUUCCAACACAUUGAGGAGGCCUACGCCGAGCACAUUGGUUGCACUGGGAGCAUUGUUCAAGGACCCGACCUGUACCGGGUGUCUGGCAAGUUUGAGCUGUUGGACCGGAUACUUCCGAAGCUGCGAUCCAAGCAGCACAGGGUGCUUCUCUUCUGUCAGAUGACCACCCUGAUGACCAUCAUGGAGGACUACCUCACCUACAGGGGGUAUCGGUACCUGCGUCUCGACGGUACAACCAAGGCGGAAGACCGUGGUCAGUUGCUGGAAAUGUUUAAUGCCAAGGAGUCUCCCUAUUUCAUUUUCCUGCUGAGCACCCGGGCUGGUGGACUGGGGCUCAACCUGCAGGCGGCGGACACGGUCAUCAUCUUCGACUCGGACUGGAACCCCCACCAGGACCUGCAAGCACAAGAUCGAGCCCAUCGGAUUGGCCAGAAGAACGAGGUGCGGGUGCUGCGGCUCGUGACGGUCAACUCGGUGGAGGAGCGCAUCCUGGCUGCGGCCAAGUACAAACUCAACCUGGACGAGAAGGUCAUCCAGGCCGGCAUGUUCGACCAGAAGUCGACGGGCUCCGAGAGGAAGCAGUUUCUCCAGGCCAUCCUCACCCAGGACGAGAACGACGAAGAGGAAGAAAAUGAAGUGCCAGAUGAUGAAACCAUCAAUGAAAUGAUUGCCAGGAACGAGGAAGAACUAGAGCUUUUUCAGAAAAUGGACAUUGACCGGAGAAGAGAAGAGGCUCGCAGUGUGAAGAGGAAGCCUCGUCUGAUGGAGGAAGACGAACUGCCCAAGUGGCUGCUCAAGGACGACGCCGAGGUGGAGCGGCUAACCAAUGAGGAAGAGGAGGACAAGCUGUUUGGGCGAGGAAACCGGCAGCGGAAGGAGAUCGACUACUCGGAUGCACUCACCGACAAGGAAUGGCUUCGGGCCAUUGAGGAUGGUAACCUGGAUGAGAUGGAAACGCGCAAGCGCUCCCGCAAGUCCGGUGGCAAUGGCGUCCCGUCAAGCUCUGGCGGUGAGCGGGGGGGCAAGCGCAAAAGCGGCCCUUCCAGGCAAAUUGUGGACGACGAGCCCGUGGUGAAGAAGCGCCGUGGCAGGCCACCCGUCGAGAAGGCCUCUCCGAACCCGCCCUCUCUGACCAAGCAGAUGCGCAAGCUCAUCGACAUAGUCAUCAAUUACAAGGACAGUGAUAGCCGGGUACUAAGCGAGGCCUUUCUGCAGCUGCCAUCAAAGAGGGAACUUCCCGACUACUACGAAGUCAUCAAGAAACCCGUCGAUCUGAAGAAAAUCAAAGCUCGCAUCCGUGAGCACCGGUACCGGACGCUGGAUGACCUGGAGGACGACUUCAUGCUGCUCUGUGUCAACGCCCAGACGUACAACGUGGAGGGCUCGCUCAUCUAUGAGGACUCCAUCGUGCUGCAGUCGGUGUUCACCAGCGCCCGCGAGCGACUACAAAAGGACGGCGACCUCGCCCUGGGCACGGACGACCAGGACACUGACGAAGACGGAGCCGGCCCGUCGGCCGAGCACGGCUCGGAGGUGCGACCCCCUCCUCUCCUGUUGCUGCCCACGUGAAGAUGCUGACCCUUUCCUCUCCUUGCCUCUUCACCGUUCGUCCCCCUCACCCAUAACGCUCACCUAACACAGUCUGCAUCGUGCACUGCUCGAGUGACCGUCAAGUCUGAUUCCUAGCAUCAAGUGCUCCGUCACGUCUGUUAGGGCACCACUAUCUGUCAAGCGAAUUUGAAGUGCAUAAAAACUUUCACCGAACAAUUUCAAAUGUAAUUUGAAUAGUAUAUAUGACAUGUUAUAAAGGAAAAUUGGCAUAUUUGUCAUGACCAGACUAACCUGCACAAUAUGUAUGUGUUUUAAACUAAAACGAGGCCUGUGCAAAUCUUUUUUUCUUCUUCUCCUUUUUUGUUCAAAAAAGUGGAGACAACUUUGAAUAGUAGUAGGAUUUGACUUUUCUUUGAAUGCAAACAAUAUCCUACAAUAUAUCUUGCGUUUAAAUAUAUACUAUACUUAGAGCCUACAAGCCGGUUAAAGAAGCUUGUAAACUUUAAAAAUGAUGAAUCAAGGGAGUGUGGUGUGUUCAUUCACCCUAAAGUGGGAUGUCGCGGCAUUCCAUUAAAUAGGCGUUUUUAGGGCUUAACACACCUCCACUGAAGUGAAACCACCUUUGCAAAAUGUUACGUGUAAAUUAAUACACAUUUUAGCAGAUGCUUUCACGGGUUAGCAUGCCUCCACUGCAGUGGAAGCCACUUUUACCGGAGUUACACGCCGACAAAUGUACACUUAUUCGUUGAUUUCGAAUACCUUGAAAAUUUCAAUAAUUUAACUUCAAAUCGAAGUGGAUUCGAAUACUGUGAUAUUCGUCCGGAUAUUCGCACAAACGUAGCUCCUUUUUUUUUUAUGAGUGGCAUUUUGUGACGGGUCUGUGAAAAAAAAGUCGGCUUAAAAUAGGAAAGUUACUUUGUACCCUACUUUGAUCCUACGCUCACUAAGGGAAGCAGGCAGGAUUGAUCCAUAAGAAAGAAAAAAGACAAAAUUUGCACAGGGUUCACACGUGGGAUUCGUGCAAGACAGUAUGUGCAUGUGUACUAUGUCGUGUUUAACUACACUUUUCAAGCAACACAAACACCUUAUUACAGUUCGCACGUCAUAAUAUCUUGGUUUUGUCGUGUGACAUCCCACAUUUCAAUUCAGAUGAGCUGGCCCGAAGGUCACUGAAUGAAAUUCCAGCCGUCGCGGCCACAUAUCGAUGCGGCCGAAGUGCUAGAGGCUAGUCUGCUUUUAUAUAGGUGCACAUUAUAGAGCCUCUAGGGAUCUCAAUUUUUGGAGUCCCUUCACUACGGCGUCUUGGCAUCAUAUUGUGGCUUUAAGACUGAAAGCCUCAACAAUAAUUGAAAUGUGAUCCAGACUAGAUGCAAGGGACGUUCGGAAAAUCGGUCUGAAGCUGUCAGUGUCUCGUUAUUAGCGAGGAGAAAGCUCGUAGUAAAACACUGUACCAUGAGAGACGCCAAGUGGCGUGAUGGUGACGUGACGGAGCACUUGACGGCUGUGUGAUUCGGGCAGUAACACCAGCAUUCCUUCCAUCUUCCAUGGCCGCAGCACCCGUGAAUGCACUUCAUCGGCAACUCUACUAACCCAUGUGCACCUUUGUUUGGAACGUGUUGAAAGUUUUCCGAGAACUGCUGCAUUUGCCAGGGCAUUUAUAACUUUGUGAUGUGAUCGUUAAUACACUCGGCAUCUUCAGUUUCUUUUGUUGUGCAUAAAAACUAAUUUUCUCAAGUGUCA
Molecule: messenger RNA, 6085 nt
Organism: Rhipicephalus microplus (southern cattle tick)
Lineage: Eukaryota; Metazoa; Arthropoda; Arachnida; Ixodida; Ixodidae
Gene: brm
Product: ATP-dependent helicase brm
Biological process (GO): regulation of DNA-templated transcription
Cellular component (GO): nucleus
Molecular function (GO): ATP binding; histone binding
Source: RefSeq, a predicted model, not a curated record